Messenger RNA from Malassezia pachydermatis, 4035 nucleotides. RefSeq lists its product as hypothetical. Gene Ontology annotation, cellular component: nuclear pore. Gene Ontology annotation, molecular function: structural constituent of nuclear pore. Bases 1 to 4035 code for a protein of 1344 amino acids. The record is from RefSeq and is a predicted model, not a curated record. NCBI's taxonomy places the organism in Eukaryota, Fungi, Basidiomycota, Malasseziomycetes, Malasseziales, Malasseziaceae. The transcript has a single exon.
AUGCUGCCACACAGCAUCGCGUCAGUGCCGCUGGAUGCACUGCAUCCAUACGAGGCACGGCAUGAGCGUGUCUAUGUUGUGCCGACCAUGUCUGAGACAGCGCAAGCACCUGCGCCGACGCCUGUCGAUGGCGCGUUGGCUGUCGCCUCGCAUGCAUGGGACGCAGCGACAUGCCAUGUAAGUGUGCUGGGUGAUCACGCUCUGGCAAUGGCGCGUGUUCUCACAUCGACAUUGGACGUAGAGCUGCGCUUGCUGGGGACGCCGAAACAAGAGCCCUCGCCUGUUCGGUUCACGUUCCCUGCGCCGAUUGUCGCCCAUGUAGGCUUGUGGGAAGAUGCGCUUUCAAGUGACUUGUACCUACUCGUUGUCACUGUCACGGGAUUUGUGUACCGCCUACGUAUCCCUGUGGCGUGUGUGCUGCGUGGGACGGCCCUCCCAUCCACCUGGGCGCUCGAACAUGCAGUGGAGCAUAUGAGCGAGAGUGUGGCGCCUACCGCUACGAGUGUACAUGUGAUUGAUGCUGGCCUGCUGCUCAUUUCGUGUGCGGAUGGUGCGCUGAUCCGUUUACAGCUAUGGCACGGCGCUGAGCAUGGUCCUCAUGGAGCGUGGCACGAAAGUGUGAUGCGUCCUUCGUCGUUCCUCUUGUCGCGUCUCUUCCGUGGGGGAGCUACGCCUGAUGGUGUGGCGCCUACACAGACGCUGUCCGUGGCAUGCCACAUUCGUGAUACGGACACCGCGUUGGUAUUCUGCGUGUGUCGUGAUCGCAAGGUUCGUGUGUGGAACUUGGCGACAGAUACCUUGGUCCGUACGUUGGAUCUCCCAAGUACGUCGCAAGCAGAAUCCACAUUCUUUGAGCAUGGAAGUACGCCGCUUGUCCAACUCUUGUAUCCAGAUGACAGCAUCUACUCUUUCUAUGUGGUGCUCUAUGUGCCUGACACCCAGGCGUGCUUGGCAGCCUAUGGUGUCGAAUUGGAAGAGAGUCGGAGCUGGUCCGGUGGUCUGGGUGAGAUGGCGCUGGUAUGGACGCGGCCCUGCGAUCCCAUGACCCAAGCGCCGGACGUAGAAUUGCGUGAUAUGGCGUUGGUCCGCCACCGUGAGACAUGGCGUGUAUGGCUGUUAUGGCAUGCAGCUGGCGCGCCCUUGCUCCAGACAACCAUCGUGAGUGGCUCGCCGACGUUGGAAGCUGGCGCAGCGCCGCUCGUGCUAGGUGAUACCGAAGAGCCAUGGCGUAGCAUUCAGCCAUGGUCGCCCUAUGCCCCACUGCAUGGCCCCGCGUUGGAUGCCGCCUUGGCUGAACAUACAGACGCCCCUGCGCCAUUUUUCCUCGCUCGGCUCUGUGAGCCGAUGCGAUUCAGUGCAACGACCCUGGCCGCUGCGUUGCGGGCGGAGGGUGUCGAAGUGGAAUCCACACCGACGCACCCGCGCCUCGCUGCAGCGAUGGCCUCGACGUUGGGCUCGCAUGUCGAUGCAUGGCUGCGCUUCACACGCCGUGUGGAACAGCUAGAUCGUGCGGCACGAUGGCCGCUGCAUUUGUACGUCCGUGGCGGUGUGCCAUGGAUCGUGACACGACACGCUUUGGGCGUGGCCGAGCCGACAGGCGCGGGUGCGUGGCUCGCGCAAGUGGCGCAGCGAUGGGCCGCUGCUGCGCCCUUCACGGACCGACCUAGCGCACAGUGGGCCGUAGAAGCGGCGCAGGCGGAAUAUGUACAGGUGCAGCGCUUGUGUGCGACGCAAGCGCCUGACGACGAGGCGUACGCCCUGCUGCAGACGCGGGGCCAGAGCCAUCCCAUGGCACUGCUGGACGUGGCCACAUGGGCGGCCGAGGCCGUGUAUACACUUGGCACACGUGCCGCACGCAAAAUCGAUGCCGCGCUGCAGCCGUCGUCGUCGUUGAGCGCACUAGCGGCGCUGCGUCUCCCCUCGGACCUGCUCGCGCGUUUGGCGGCCAUGGUCGAGCGCGAGGGCGCCGAUGUAUGGGUCUCUCAUGUCGCCCAGGCCGUGGCUGUGUACACGCAAGCCACCACCCCUACCGCCUGGCUUGCCGCGACUCAGGCCUACACGCUCCUUGCCUCGCUGCACGUCCGUUUGCAGGGGCUGCGUGGCCUCUUGGUGCUCUUAGCACACGUGACUCCCGUGCCAGCGCUCGCGAGUGUGCAAGCCCAAGCGUACGCGUCGUGGAAAGAGGCACGUGCGCGUUACGUGCUGGCGUCGACGUGGGAGGACCACGUCGGGACGCUGAGUGUCUUGCAUGCGGCGCUAGGCCGUGGUGUGGCACACGAUGCAAGUGUGCCUGUGCUGGCGCAUAGUGUGCUGGACGUGGCUCCGCAUGCGGUGCGCGCCUGCCUGGCCACCUGGGACGACGCUACAUCGACCUACCUGCGCAUGCGGGCGAACGCACAUACGGGACGUGCCAAGGCGGCGUACCAAGAAUGCGUGCGUUUGUCCGCUCGUAUGCAGGCCGGCGUGCAAGAACAUGCGUGGGACGUCGUGGUGCCGCCGGCGUGUCGUGCGAGUGCAACGCCCACAGCCCAGUUCUCGCUCUGGCGAUUCGCUGCGACGUGGCUCGAGUCGGAUGUAUACGUCUCGUAUCAAUGCUAUCAACAAGCGAUGCAUGCCUUGGAGCGCGGGGCGGACGUCCCAGAGGCGGAAGCACGCGAAGUAUGGACGAUGCUUUUCCGUGCCCAGCUCGCCCUGCAUUUGUACGAUGAAGCGAGCUCGACGAUCCUGGCGUUGCCGUGGGACGAUUUGCGUACGACCUGCCUCUCGUCCCUGGUCACGACCCUGUGCCAGUCCCACGAAGUUCGCACGCUCCUGCGCCUCGACCUAUUGGAAUGGCAGCCGCAUGUGGAGCGAACGCUGAGCUUCCAGGCGCGCCAUGCGACACCCUGGGCCGAGCCCUCGUAUUUCCAUAUCCUGUACGCCUACCACGUCUCACGAGGCGACUAUAAAAGCGCAGCGGCGUCCAUGUACCAGCACGCGCAUCGCAUCGGCGAACACAUGCACGACGCGCCCAAUGAAGCGGACAGUGCCCAGCACUGGCUCGUUACACAGGCCCAAAGUUACUUGGCUACGAUCAAUGCUCUGACGCUCUUGCCUCCCUCCCAAGCCUGGUUCGCGCAUGCUACGGACCAGGCGGGCGAAGAAGUACAUGCACAAGGCCCUCAUCGCGCACUGCGUGGCACCGUGACGAAGUUUAUCCCACUCACAGAGCAAAGUGCGCCGCUGGCCAUUGUGCAGCUGGACGACGUUCGUCAUGCAUACCAAGCCCUACUGACCCGCCUGUCCUUGAUGCGGACGUACCCAGAGCUGGCGCUGCCACAUACGCCGCUGCGUGCUGACGAUGCCAUGCAUUUGAUGCUGGCCAACGAUGAUGUGGACCAUGCAUUCACAACAGCUCGCCAGCUCUCUCUACCGAUGGACAGCCUGUUUGAUGCUCUGACUCAGACCAGUGUCCAGCUUCAACGAUCAUACCUUCGCCGCGUUGAGCGUGUACAGAAGAAAGAGAGUGAUCCAAGCUUGCAGACCCUUCGCCUCGAUGACGAAGAAGCAGCAGAUCCACAUGCGGCCUUCCUACGUCGCUCCCCGCGUGCUGCGCAUUGGGCCGGACCUGCGCAUGAACGCGCAUGGAAGUAUGUGCAUAUGCACUGGACCAUGACCACAGGCCAGGCGCACACGACGUAUGCCCGUGUGAUCGCAGAACGACUCCUCGCCAUGGAUGCAUGGAGUAUGGCGCCGAGCUGGCUCACCACCUUCUUCGAUACACAGGCGCCAGAUGUGUUGCUCCGUGUCAUGAUGCGCGCAGGGAAGCUAGAGCAGGCACUCGAGUACAGUGCCUCGUGUGUGCAACGAGCCACAGACGAAGCACGCACCUCGUCCUCCACGCAGGGCCUAGCGUUGCCAUACUCGCUGAUGGACAGCCUUCUGUACGCCGCAGAAUCGCAGCCGCAUCUUGAACAGGCCCGAGAGGCCUUGCAGGCUCGCCUCGCGAAGCGGAUGGAGGCGCUGCGUGCGCGGUCGCAGACGCGGCGUGCGUAG